This is a messenger RNA of Setaria italica (foxtail millet), 1998 nucleotides long. Its product is annotated as small ribosomal subunit biogenesis GTPase RsgA 1, mitochondrial. The transcript is spliced from 5 exons. The coding region runs from base 57 to 1472 and encodes 471 amino acids. Lineage: Eukaryota; Viridiplantae; Streptophyta; Magnoliopsida; Poales; Poaceae. The record is from RefSeq and is a predicted model, not a curated record. Gene Ontology annotation, molecular function: GTP binding; GTPase activity.
CCCACCAGUCAGUCUAUCCACUGCGCCCCUGCUCCCACUCCCCCACCUUCUCCGAGAUGCCGCCCCUCCCCUCCACCGCCGCGGCGGCGGCGGCGCUGCCUCGCCUCCGCCUCCGCCUCCGCCUCCGCAUCCCGCUGCUACCUCUCCCUCUCCCGCCUCUCGCGCCCCGCCACCACUGCCCCCACCCCCUCGUGCCCCUCCGCCGCCACCACCACCCUUCCCCGCACCCGCGCCUCCUCCCGCUGGCGGCCGCGCUCCCUCCCCCACCCCCCGAGGAGCUGCUCCCCUCGCAGGCCACGGGGCUCGUCGCGGCGUCGCAGGCCAACUUCAUGCGCGUCAUCGUGGACGCCGCGGCCCCGGGGCUGGAGCACCACCGCGGCUCCGACCUGCUCUGCGUCGUCCGCGCCCUGCUUAAGAAGAUUCGCCGCCGCGUCCUCGUCGGGGACCGCGUCCUCGUUGGCGCCGUCGACUGGACCGACCGCCGCGGGAUGAUCGAGGACGUCUUCGAGCGGAGGUCCGAGGUCGCCGACCCGCCCGUCGCCAACGUCGACCGCCUCGUCGUGCUCUUCUCCCUCGACCAGCCACGCCCCGAGCCCGCCACACUCACCAGGUUCCUCGUCGAGGCCGAGUCCACGGGGAUUCCAUUCGUGCUCGUCUUCAACAAGGUCGAGCUCGUCGACGAACAGACAAUAGCUUACUGGAGAGAUAGGUUAAAGAGUUGGGGUUAUGAUCCACUCUUUCUAAGUGUUGAUAAGCAAUCUGGAUUUACUGCUCUUGAAGAGAUGUUGGAAGGACAAACAACUGUAGUUGUUGGUCCAAGUGGUGUUGGGAAGUCCAGUCUGAUCAAUGCUUUGAGGUGCAACCAGAACAUAUCAGAAGAAGAUCCAAUACAUAAACUCCUUGAGCAGAAUAGUAAAUGGUUUGGUGAACAACGUGUUGGAACUGUGUCCAAGAAAAGCGGUAAAGGAAAACACACAACACGCCAUGUCUCAUUGCUCCCUAUACCUGGUCAAGGCUUCCUUGCUGAUACACCUGGAUUUAACCAGCCUAGCCUGAUGAAAGUGACCAAAAAGAGCCUUGCGGAAACAUUUCCUGAGAUAAGAAAGAUGCUGAAAGAGAAUGAGCCCUCGAAAUGCUUAUUUAAUGAUUGUGUUCACCUUGGUGAGCGUGGAUGUGUUGUGAAAGGUGACUGGGAAAGGUAUCCAUACUAUCUCCAGAUGCUUGAUGAGAUCAAAAUUAGAGAAGAAAUCCAGCUACGGACAUUUGGAACAAAAAGAGAAGGUGAUGUCAGGUACAAAACAGGUGUCAUGGGAGUGAAGCAAGCAGAGCCUCGUCUUGAACUCAAGAAGCACAGGAGGGUGUCUAGAAAGAAGAUUAACCAAUCAAUUCUUGAUGAAAUUGAGGAUGACAUUGAUGACCGCGAUGAUGACUACCAGUUUGAUGACGUCAAGCAGCGUUCUAGGAAACGAUAAUCGUCUUUCAUCUGAUGAUCUAAUGACUACACAAGUCUAAUCAUUGGCAUGAAGGAAUCUAUGGGUGCUGUCAUAGUUUGUUUGCGGUGCUGUACUGUGCCCUUGAGUGGUUGAGCUGAUCACUGUAAAUAGAUGCACACUAGCAGUCUAGUGGGGAAACCGUAGACAUUUGCACCUGACCCUUAAUGUUGAGUGCUUUGUUUCCUGGCCCGUGGCAGAACAGUAAGACCAAAGUUUAGUUAACUUAUCUCCCACGAAUUGGUUUCAUGCACUGCCAUGUUGCUGGCGAGGUCAGUGGCAUAGCCUUUAACCUAAUUGUGAUAUGUGCUGUGCGCGUGUGGUUUACUCCAUUAAAAUGGCACACAGUGAUUGUACAUGGAAAGAAUAUAUUUGAUUGUAAGUUUGGAUGAAUGGAUGGUACCGAUGUGUGCAUGAACAAAUUGGAAACAAAAUGUCAACACAUAGAUGUUUUACUGUGUAAAGUUGAAACUCAUUGAUAGAAAAAUUCAAAAACAUAUUCUUGAAG